Molecule: messenger RNA, 428 nt
Organism: Hermetia illucens (black soldier fly)
Lineage: Eukaryota; Metazoa; Arthropoda; Insecta; Diptera; Stratiomyidae
Product: defensin-like
Exons: 1
Coding region: 108-404 (98 amino acids)
Biological process (GO): defense response to bacterium; humoral immune response
Source: RefSeq, a predicted model, not a curated record
CGUUCUACUCAGUUCGUUAUCAGUCUAGUGAAAGACAACUGCUAGAAUACAGAUCCAGCUUCAGCUUUUUCUUCAACCCAAAGCUUUGAUCUUUAACUAAAGCCAAAAUGCGUUCCGUUCUCGUCUUGGGUUUAAUUGUGGCCGCUUUUGCUGUCUACACCUCAGCACAACCCUAUCAGUUACAAUACGAGGAAGAUGGUCUCGAUCAGGCAGUGGAACUUCCUAUUGAAGAAGAACAACUUCCGAGUCAGGUGGUGGAGCAGCAUUACCGUGCGAAACGUGCAACCUGUGAUCUCUUGAGUCCCUUCAAAGUGGGUCAUGCCGCCUGCGCACUUCAUUGUAUUGCUUUGGGACGUCGUGGAGGCUGGUGCGAUGGUCGAGCCGUUUGUAAUUGCAGACGUUAAUCUAAAGUGCUUCUAUUAUUAAUA